AUCGCCAACACCGCCACUUACCCUUCGCACCCGGUCUGCUAAGUCCUUUACCCGGGAAGUGUAGCAGGUCAGCAUAUAAUACGACUUUUGCUCCUCCGCCGCCCGGAUACUUCCGGCCGCACCCUCUAACACGCAGAGUGAAGUAUCAACUAUCCAAACCAUGGCCACGCUCGAGCAGGAACUCCUCGCUGACUUCGAGGACUCCGGAUCUGAGGGCGACGGCCUCGACGAUACCAAGGAUGACUUAGAACAGCUGGAGAAGGACUCCCAGGGCGGUUCUUCGAGCGAUGAAGACCACAUGGAUGUGGACGAGGAAGCGCAAUACGCCGAGCAGCAACGGAAGAAACAGAAGGGCCCAUUUGAUAUUCGUGGCGCAUCGAGCUUGCUUUUGAAACUACGACCCGUCUUGGACGAAAUCGAGCGGUGCAAAGACAAAAUGGACAUUGUGCAGGACGGCGAGUCAAUUGAAGAGAACCCGGAGUACCAGCUUUUGACGCAGGCAAACACACUGUCGACUUCGAUUGACGGCGAGAUUGCAGCGCUUCACAAAUUUAUUCGCGAUCAUUACUCAAUACGGUUUCCUUACCUUGAGGACCUUAUCAAGAAUCCGGUCGACUAUGCAAAGACAGUUGCCAUCAUAAAGAAUGGACCGCUGGACGACAUCAAGACUAUCUCGCAAAGCGAAGACAACCUAGUUGGCGUCCCGCUCAGGACAAUCUUAGACGGCCCACAGCUCAUGGUCCUCACCGUCGAGGCUACCCGUGCAGAAGGACGGGAUCUCAACGACGCUGAACUUGAACUUAUCCUCAACGCAUGCUCUAUGAUGCUCCAGCUUGAUAAAGCUAAGACAAUUCUUACCGAUUAUGUUCAGUCGCGAAUGAGCGUCUUCGCGCCAAAUCUCACUAUUCUCAUCGGCUCUUUGACAGCUGCCCAACUUCUCAACUUCGCCGGUGGCCUCACUGGUCUUGCGAAGACCCCAGCUUGCAAUAUUGCUCCCCUGGGAUCUAAUAAAGCGAGUGGAACUGGAUUCGCUACAAAUGUUGGAAUACGGCAUCAAGGCUUCCUGUACUACAGUCCACUCAUCCAAGGCAUCAGACAAGAUCUCAAGACGCAGGCCUUGCGCAUCGUCUCCGCAAAGGUCAUUCUUGCCGCCAGGGUCGACCGAGUCCAUCAGUCGCCGGACGGAUCAAUGGGUCGGCAAUUCAGAGAGGACUGCGAGCGACGUCUUGACAAACUCACCGAGCCACCACCAAACAGGGGUGCACGUGCUUUACCAGCCCCGGACGACAAGCCGUCACGAAAACGCGGCGGACGGCGAGCACGUAAAGCCAAGGAAGCAACCGCCAUGACCGAGAUCCGCAAAGCCCAGAAUAGAAUGGCGUUCGGCAAGGAAGAGAAGGAGGUAGGCUAUGGCACGGGAGACUCAACCCAGGGCCUCGGAAUGAUUGGCGCCCAAGACACAGGUCGCCUUCGCGCACAGCAAAUCGAUCAGCGCACGCGCGCUAAAUUGUCCAAAAAGAACCCUGGAUGGGGCGGCGGAACUACAACUACGCUCAACGGCGCGGCAACUGGUUUGGGCGGAACCGCGACGUCUCUUCGCGCUCAAGGACUGCGGACGGGCGGUGUGGGUAUUCCGACGGCUGCGGGAACGAGUUCUAUUGCAUUCACGCCUGUGCAAGGCCUCGAGUUAGUCGAUCCCAAGGUUCGGGAAGAGAUGAAUCGGAAACGCAAGGCCGACGACGACCGCUGGUUCAAGGGCGGUACUUUCACCCAGCUUGGCGGAUCAAAUGGGACUCCAAAGGUUGAUAGUGCCGGCUUCAAGGUCCCAGACCUACCAUUUAAGAAAACGAAGCUUGAGAACAGUAACAGUAAGGCAGCCUGAAGCUGAAGUCAAGCAUCGUCGCCAUUCGGGGUGCAGCUUUUUUUCUUUAAAAAAAAAAAAAUUUUUCUAGGGGGAGGUGUAUAGGGGAUUGUAUUGGAUUAGGCCCUUCAUUGCGGCGGUGAGGAAGUGCAUGGCGUUGGUGGGGAUUUUCAAAUGAGCAUUUUCACGGCGUUUUCAAGCAACUGCAGCCAGAUCAAUUUAAAAGAUCUUAGCGAAUACCGGAACGGGACAUACCAGGUUGUAACAUAGGAAUAGGUACAGAGUGUCCUCUAUCCAGUUACGUGUAGUGCUACCAGUGAUCACAAAGGCGGAUUUGUUGAAUAGAG
Molecule: messenger RNA, 2208 nt
Organism: Lindgomyces ingoldianus
Lineage: Eukaryota; Fungi; Ascomycota; Dothideomycetes; Pleosporales; Lindgomycetaceae
Product: Prp31 C terminal domain-containing protein
Exons: 1
Coding region: 161-1882 (573 amino acids)
Biological process (GO): mRNA splicing, via spliceosome; spliceosomal tri-snRNP complex assembly
Cellular component (GO): U4 snRNP; precatalytic spliceosome; U4/U6 x U5 tri-snRNP complex
Source: RefSeq, a predicted model, not a curated record